Ipomoea triloba (trilobed morning glory) is the source of this 501-nucleotide messenger RNA. RefSeq lists its product as uncharacterized. Bases 1 to 501 code for a protein of 166 amino acids. The transcript has a single exon. The record is from RefSeq and is a predicted model, not a curated record. NCBI's taxonomy places the organism in Eukaryota, Viridiplantae, Streptophyta, Magnoliopsida, Solanales, Convolvulaceae.
AUGGAAGGCCGUGAAGUUUCAUACAAUAAUAAGGAUGCGGAGGCGAGGAGCGAGAGCCCGGAAGUAGUAUUAUUCCAGCGGCGCUGCUGCUUCUGCUUCCCAUGUUUCGGGUCAGCGAACCGGGGCGGGUUGAGGUGGUGGCAUAAGCAGAAUCAGCAUCAGCUGGGAGGCGAGGUGGAGGAAAGAUCAUUGUUGAGCAGAGGAAUCAGCGCCCUGAAGAAGCUCCGGGAGUGGUCGGAGAUCGUGGCUGGGCCAAGAUGGAAGACCUUCAUCCGCCGUUUUAACAGAAGCAAGAGCGGAAGCGGAAGCGGAAGCGGAGGGAGACAAGGGAAAUUUCAGUACGAUCCUCUGGAUUAUUCCCUUAACUUCGACCAAGGCCCCGGGAAUUUGGAGGAGGAGACUGAGUACGCCUACCGGAACUUCUCCGUCAGAUACGCCUCCAUUCCGGCGUCGGCUAAGGCAUCCAUGGAUCUGGGCAAAGAUGGGCCCAGCUUCGUCUAA